AUGAGAUUAGAUAGGCUUGGGAUUACAGCUGUGUUUCCUUGUGUGUUUUGUGGCUUCUUCAUGGAAUCUUUGGACCAUGUGUUUUUGCAUUGUCGGUUUGCUUCAGAUUGGUGGUAUUGGCUGUUUGGUAGGAUUCAAUAUUUCAUUUUUGAGGUGGUGAUUUCCUAUAUUUAUAAAAAUUUGGAUCCUUUAUGUUCCUUUUUCCAUUGGGAUAAUUGGGUGACAUGGAAUUGGGAGGCUCUUCGAGUCAUUCCCUCUCAUGGGGCUGUAUCAUUAGAUUUAUCUUCUGUUGUCAAGCGUAGGCUUGCUAAAUGGUCCCCUCCACUGCAACUCUCUUUUAAAUUAAAUUUUGAUGGGGCUGCCAAGGGCAAUUCGGGCAAAUCCAGGAUUGGAGCUGUCCUUUUUGACCAUAACUCAAAAUUGGUCAAAGUUGCUUGUAAGUAUAUUGGUUUUGGUUCUAACAAUUCUGCAGAAUUUCAUGCUUUAUCAUUUGGUCUGGAUUUAGCUAUUUCUCAUUAA
Molecule: messenger RNA, 519 nt
Organism: Cryptomeria japonica (Japanese cedar)
Lineage: Eukaryota; Viridiplantae; Streptophyta; Pinopsida; Cupressales; Cupressaceae
Exons: 2
Coding region: 1-519 (172 amino acids)
Molecular function (GO): RNA-DNA hybrid ribonuclease activity; nucleic acid binding
Source: RefSeq, a predicted model, not a curated record